CCACAUCUAUCAUGACAGUCCUUACGAAAGAAGAUAUAGAGAUUGCGACUCGGGCAGCCGACCAUUUCACGCGACUAUACUAUAGCACCUACGACUCCUCCACGCGCAUCGACGACCUGCCCAACUUCUAUCGCAGCAACUCAGCUUUAACAUGGAAUGGGACCCCCUAUGAGGGUAUAGAGGGUGUUCGUGAUCUCAUUACACGUAUGCCAAAGACAAAGCACGAAGUCCAGUCUUUCGAUUGCCAUCCUAUCCCAGGCAGUCAACCUCCGUCUCUUCUUAUAACAGUCUCUGGGACAGUGACUCAUGGAGGUGGACCGGCUGCUAAUCCAGCGUCGACGCCUGCGAAGUCCAUCGAAGGACACCCUCGCGUGUUCUCCCAGACAUUCAUGCUCGUGCCGGACGCGACGGCGGUUGCUGCUGCAGGGGAGGUUGCGAAGUACUACAUCAACGCAGAUUCUCUCAGAUUUGUUGGUUGACAGCGUCAGAGACGUCAAGGUGCGGUUUAUGGUAUCAAUUCAAUGGGAAUUUCCCGCACUAAACACAGAGCUUCCCGCUUAUCUACAGUGCGGCGGGCUACAAGAAGACACUUGCCAUCAAUAUCAAGGUUAACGCAAGGCAAUCGAGCCCCCAGACUAUCAGUCUACCACUCGAAUCAGAGCACAUCGAGAUGGGAAAGGAUCCCCAACGGUCCUGAGCGGCGGAAUAAUGAAGUGUCAUCGUUGAUGUAGCCUUUCCUUCCCUUACAUCCUUCCCCGACGAUCCGAAUGAGCAUCUGCUGUUGCACCUCAUUCAAAGCAAUGCAUUCCAUUUUGUCCAUAAAUAUCG
Stereum hirsutum FP-91666 SS1 is the source of this 828-nucleotide messenger RNA. Its product is annotated as NTF2-like protein. The transcript has 4 exons. Lineage: Eukaryota; Fungi; Basidiomycota; Agaricomycetes; Russulales; Stereaceae. Gene Ontology annotation, cellular component: nuclear pore central transport channel. The record is from RefSeq and is a predicted model, not a curated record. Gene Ontology annotation, biological process: protein import into nucleus. The coding region runs from base 12 to 479 and encodes 155 amino acids.